UCGCGCUGGGGCCCGCCCGCGGGGCCGGCUGCCUGUCAGAGGGAGGUGGCGAUGGUGCGCCCGGUGGCAGUGGCGGCUGCGGCGGCUUCCCUGGUCCGAGUGCAGGGAGGAGAAGAUGACUGACCGACCGACAGAAUGACUGAAUGAAUGAAUGGCGGAGCCGAGCGCGCCAUGAGGAGCCUGCCGAGCCUGGGCGCCCUCGCCCUGUUGUGCUGCGCCGCCGCCGCCGCCGCCGCCGCCUCAACAACCUCGGCGGGGAAUGUCACCGGCGGCGGCGGGGCCGCGGGGCAGGUGGAUGCGUCUCCGGGCCCGGGGCUAGGGGGCGAGCCCAGUCGCCCUUUCUCUAAGGCGACGACUCCCACGGCCCAGGCCCCGAGGACCGGAGCGCCGCGCACUACUGUCCAUCAGCCCCCGGCUGCGUCCUCUUCAGCCCAGUCCCCGGAGACCACCCCUCCUCGGGCGACGGCCGGACUCGCCGCGACCACCUUCCAGGCGCCUCUCAGCCCCUCGCCGACCGCCCCUCCGGCGGUGGACCGUACUCCGACCACCCCUCGCGCGACAACCAGACCCGCGCCGACCACCCUCUCGACGAGCACUGGCCCGGCGCCGACCACCCCCGUUGCGACCACCAGCCCGGCGCCCACCACUCCGCUGAGCCCAACCCCCGAGCUUCCCGGCGGCGGCACCGUCCCGCCCACCCCACCUGCCACAGAGGCCCCCUCUCCCCCUCCCCCAGAAUAUGCAUGUAACUGCUCUGUGACGGGAAGCCUGGAUGUGAAUCGCUGCAACCAGACCACAGGGCAGUGUGAGUGUUGGCCGCCUUAUCAAGGGCUCCGCUGUGACACCUGCAGGGAGGGCUUUUACCUGAACCACACUAUCGGGCUCUGUAUGCCAUGUGACUGUAGCCCGCAUGGGGCCCUCAGCUCGCACUGCGGCAGUUCUGGGAAAUGCCAAUGCAAAGUGGGUGUCACCGGCUCUACAUGUGAUCGAUGCCAAGAUGGAUAUUAUGACUUUAGUAAGAGUGGCUGCUUGCCCUGCCGAUGUAAUAAUCGGUCUGCCAGUUGUGAUGCCCUCACAGGUGCUUGUUUAAACUGCCAGGAAAAUAGCAAAGGGGAUCACUGUGAAGAAUGCAAAGAAGGAUUUUAUCAGAGUCCUGGUGCCACGAAAGAAUGUCUUCGCUGCCCUUGUUCAGCAGUGACAUCGACAGGCAGCUGUGUCAGAAAAUUGGGUGAAUUGGAACCUAGCUGUGUCCAGUGUAAAGAGGGUUACACGGGCAAGAACUGCAACACCUGUGAAAACGGCUAUUACAACUCUGACAGCAUCUGCACCAAGUGCCAGUGUCACAGCCACGUGGACUCAACCACAACUCCAAAGAUCUGCAAGCCCGAGAGUGGUGAAUGCAUCCACUGCCUCCAUAACACCACUGGCUUUUGGUGUGAGAACUGCCUAGAAGGCUAUGUCCGAGACCUCGAGGGAAAUUGCACCAAGAAAGAAGUUAUUGUUCCAACACCUGAAGGUUCUACCAUUUUGGUUUCCAAUGCCUCUUUGACCACAUCAGUGCCCACCCCUGUUAUAAAUAGUACAUUUACCCCCACAACCCUGCAGACUAUCUUUUCAGUAAGCUCUGCUGAAAACAGCACAUCAGCUUUAGCUGACGUUUCAUGGACCCAGUUUAAUAUCAUCAUUUUGACAGUCAUCAUCAUUGUGGUGGUGCUACUGAUGGGAUUUGUGGGGGCUGUCUAUAUGUACCGGGAGUACCAAAACCGGAAACUCAAUGCCCCCUUUUGGACCAUCGAGCUGAAAGAAGACAAUAUCAGUUUCAGCAGCUACCAUGACAGCAUUCCCAAUGCAGAUGUGUCAGGACUUUUGGAAGAUGAUGGUAAUGAAGUGGCUCCCAACGGGCAGCUGACCCUGACGACACCCAUACAUAACUACAAGGCCUAAGGAGCUAGAACCGUUGUCUGGACUAUUAGACCACAGCGCUCGCUAAGACCCCAUCAGCUCCUGGGCCAGAUGAGGCCUGGGCAGAUUUGCUGAGAAAGCAAAAGCAUAGAGUGCAUCUGAAAUUUUCAGGUACAAAUUUGUAAUGCACUUAGCCUGUUACUUUUAGUUUCCCCCAUGAAGAUCUGAAACAGUUACUGUCAAUAAGGACUUGUAGUAAAGUAUAUUUUUGUACCAAACUACAUGGGAGUAUAGAAAGGCUGAACCCUACAGUGCAGCCCACAUCUACUUUGACCUCUGAAUAGACUUCUGGGGAAGUGUUCACCAAACCAGCAGAAACAGGAUGGAAGUGGAGGGGGAAGGACUGCCGGAAGACUUCAUCUCCAUUCCUGAGACACCUUUUUUAAAAGGAAAGUCAGGGAUGAUAUUCCUUUUACUGUGCUAAAAGACACCACGGAAGAAAGCUUAAGGUCUGGGCUGUAUCACAAUAAACAAUCUCAACUGUUUCUAAAAUAGGGGCAGAAAGUCUCAAGAAGAUCUUUAGAAAGGCUUGAUUUUUCCUUCCCCAAUUCUUGCUCAGUGAUAGGAUCAAAGCACAGGAUAAGCUUUUAAUGGUAGAAAGAGGAAGGCAACAUCUGGGAGCAGGAAGUUGAUGGUCCUCCUUAGGCUGUCAGUGUAAAUGGUGAAUUGUCUAAAAAUAAGGACUCUUCCUGCCUCUAGAGAAAUAAGGUGUAUAUAGUUAAUGUAGCAUAUCUGGUCAACAUUGUAUUUGUAUCUAUUUGUAAAAAAAAAUCAUGUCAUAUUUUAUCAUCUAGAAUUUAUUUGUACAGCAGUUAAUGGUGUUGUAAAAAGAAAAUACGGGGAUUGGUUAAAUAGCGUAACAUAGAUGGCAAUAUUGCUAGAGCUGGGACUCUGGUGACCAUCAGUCAUUUUUAGUCCCUCUUUGGACACUGUUGAAAUUUAUAAGAGGUUGAAUGUUUCUAACCUUUCUUUCCCAUUCUCAGUCUCAAAGUAGAGUUAUAUGUCCUUUGACUUACUAUAGAUUCAAGCAAUAGAUUUUUAAGUCAUUGAUUGUUAAGCUGGGACAGAGGCUGUGCUCUCCAAAGUACUCCCCCGAUUAGACAUUAGCCAGUCUACAUAUUUUCCAUAGAUUAAUGUAGAAUAUAUCCAUGAAAAAAAAAGUCUCAAAAUGUAAGAGAUAGUCUUCCAAAGGAAUUAGAAAUAUUUUAGUUCCAAAAGAAAAGCCAUCGUAUCGCUUGGGAUCCCCUGUCUCCAUACCUGUGAAAUAUUUAUAUUCUUCCUCCACCCCCUCAAAAAAAAUACCUUCUACAUUUGAACAUAGCUUAUCACCCAUAUGCCACAAGGUGUGUACCAUCUUCCUGCAGAGCUUCUUGUCGGGUUAGAGGGUAGCUCUGGAGGUGGGUGGGUACAGUUAGUCCUUGAUUUUAUACACAGUUUUUCCCUAGAGGCCACCUACUGUUGCUCUCAUCUGUUAUGAUAUUGACAGAUUGUGGGUUAAGCAAGCCAGGAAAAGCAGCCAGAAGUCAGAUAUAGAUAUUUACUAGGAGGAGUGGCAAACUGUCAAGUGGUUAGAAAAAAAAACAAAGAUUUAUUAGAUCAGACCUAGGAAAUCCACGUUAACAACCUUGCCUAACUUCCCCCAAGAAAAAUAUGGAAUUUGGUCAUCCCUCUGUAGGAGACCCAUAAGUUUUCUCAGGUUUUAGAGAUGAUGUUCUGGAGGAUGGACAGACAGAUAAUCUACUUCUGGUAACCUGAGGUGUUCCGAAUAUUUGGCCGUUGCUCACGAGAGUAGAGGUUAUGUGACAUUACAUUAUAUUAAAAUCAGUGAAUAUUGCUAUAGCCCUUUGCAGUUCACAAAACACCUUUCUUUUUUUUUUUUUUUAAAGAUUUUAUUUAUUUAUUUGAUAGAGAUAGAGACAGCCAGCGAGAGAGGGAACACAAGCAGGGAGAGUGGGAGAGGAAGAAGCAGGCUCCCAGCGGAGGAGCCUGAUGUGGGGCUCAAUCCCAUAACGCCGGGAUCACGCCCUGAGCCGAAGGCAGACGCUUAACCGCUGUGCCACCCAGGCGCCCCACAAAACACCUUUCUAUAUAUAUGUCCUCUGUUCCUCAUCAUAGCCCCCUGAGGAAGUAAUUAUUGUCCCCAUUUUAUAGAUGAGGUUAAAUAUCUUGUUCAAGACUAUACAAUACGUCAUUAUUAGGCUUGGGAUCGGGCCUCCUAACCGAAGCACAUAUUCUCUCCACUAUGUGCCAGUGCAGAAACUGCCUAGCCCCAGACAAAGAGGACUCGGGGAAGUGUCCUGUCUGUGACUGUUUCUAACUUCUGUAAGUGCAAGGUAUAGUCUAGGGGCAUACAGCUGUGAAGAAUCAUUUCGUGGAAAGAACACAGGAGGCUUACUAUCUAAAGCUAGUACUGGUGAUAAGAAAACAAAACUACCAUUUUGUGCUUCAUUAAAGUGAAAGAAUCUUCUCCAAGCAGGGAGGGAAAAUCUGCUUUCCCAGCAGCUUCCCCCAUGCACAUACAGACUGUGCACUGCACAAUUGCAAGGACGUGUGCAGACUGACACACCCGCCUCUCUCCCAGAUUGCCACCCCCUCGACGUGAGGGAUUGAGGGCAAUGAGGAAGAACCAUUGUUAAGUAGAAGUUAAACCAAUAGAGAAAGCAGGAAUGUUUGUCGGGGUCUAAGAGCCAAAGCCAAACAGUCCAGAUUCCGGCCAUAUAGAGAUUUCUUGAAACAGACCUUAAGAGAUACUGCAAACAUUGAAUUACAAGGAACACUAACCUCUAAAUACUUAUUAACAUCUCCUAGGUCAUGUUCUUAAUUCUUCCCAGUGGGAAAAAAAAAAAUUAAGGUCUUAAAAUUUGUUUUAAAAAAUAUUCUUUAGUGUCCCCUGCUUUUUGCUGGGGGAAAUCAUUUUGCUCUAGAAUUAAAAUCAAUCAUGAAGUGAUCUACCAGCAAAAUUAAACUAGGAAACUAGUAGGGAAUAUGCAUUACACAAUAUUCAUUCCUCUGAAGGCAAGACCCCCAUGAACUACGGUGUUCAGCACCAGGAUCCCGUCAGUCCUUUAGAAAGAUAAUACUGGAAGAAUUUUAAAUAAGGAUUAGAAAUGUGUUUAUUUUCAAAUAAGGCUAGUGUGAAUCUUACUGAUAAAUGACAGAUACUACUAUUAACUGAUAAUUGUAUCUUCAUUCAUUCAUUUUCGUAAGCCCUGAUGCAUUUCUGACAGGUGCCCUAGGUAGUGCUGUUAACUACGUCUGUCUUCCCUUAUUUUCCCCUCCUUCCCUGCAGUGUCAAGCUUCCAGACGUCUUUCUCCAGGUAUAGAGAAAAAUGGUAAUAAAAACUAAAGCUCACUUAUAUUAGGGUCCUGUGGAUUGAUGUGUUACUACUCUUAGGGGUACCCGCAUUUUAAGAGAGAACGGAGCAGAUGUGGGAUGGGAGGAGAGAGAUCUGGGGAGAGAGGAUUUGUAUAAGUGUCGGAUUAUAUGGCUACUCUCCAGCCCUAACGUCCCCCAGAAAAUUGGUCAUUAAAGCAGUACUCACUGCCCCAUUCGUUCAUUUUGGUCGGCGAGUACCUUCCGGACAUUUAGCCCUUCUCGUGCUGUUUCGGAGGCAGAGAGCUAAAGCAAUAGUACGUCUUCCUAAGAGCCUCAGUUGGGACGGGGCUAUUAGAUCAUUCACCCUGGUCCUCUGUUUUUUGUAGGACACACGGUGAACAUAACAGCACUUGUAAUGAACAUUCCCUGGUUCUUAUACUUUGAGGUAUGUGGGUAGGAGUUGAAUCUAUGCAUCUCAAGGAAAGCUCUCCGACAAAAAGUUCAGAGAAGUAAAAAGCGACCCAGUGUAACCUGUUAGAGCAAGGAGAGCAUUUCUGGCCUCACCCACAAAGAACUUUUGGUCCAUUAUGAUCUUCGUGGACAGUAUGGGGUUUGGGAACUAACAGGAGAUUGGUGUGUGCAGGGGAGUGACGGAAGGUUAGCGGCAAUUUUCCUCGUUAACCCUGAGCCACUGACUAUGACGAGGGAAAAAAACAGGAAGAACACACCGGUUCAUCCAAACACGUCAAACAACGUCAAACGGACUGAAGGCUAUGGAUCGUUAAAAUGGCAGUGGCUGAAUGAUGCUUUUUCAAAGGCAAUUGGGAGCCUCUCUUACUUGUUACUUCUGCGUAUACAAUGACUGCAGCCGGGGUGACAACGCGAGCCACGUUAGCCCAGAGCCGAAGGAUCCGCAGCUGAGUUCUCACACUAGGCACAAGCGCUCUGUCAUGCAUUACACGUCAGCCCGAGCGAUUAGGGAAUGUUUCUGAAACAUUAAACUCAUCUGUAUGUCACUAAAAUUCUAACACAAAUUUUAAAAACAUGUCUCCUACAUACGCUGUACUAGGCUUCAUGAUGCAUUUCUAAAUUUGUGUAUGAUUUGAAUAUAUGAAAAGAAUUUAUACAAGAGUGUUAUUUAAAAUUAUUAAAAAAAUAAAUGUAUAUAAUUUGUACCUAU
Molecule: messenger RNA, 6458 nt
Organism: Ailuropoda melanoleuca (giant panda)
Lineage: Eukaryota; Metazoa; Chordata; Mammalia; Carnivora; Ursidae
Gene: MEGF9
Product: multiple EGF like domains 9
Exons: 6
Coding region: 148-1944 (598 amino acids)
Biological process (GO): tissue development; animal organ morphogenesis
Source: RefSeq, a predicted model, not a curated record